This is a messenger RNA of Haliotis rubra (blacklip abalone), 6824 nucleotides long. Its product is annotated as carbohydrate sulfotransferase 15-like. Gene Ontology annotation, molecular function: N-acetylgalactosamine 4-sulfate 6-O-sulfotransferase activity. Lineage: Eukaryota; Metazoa; Mollusca; Gastropoda; Lepetellida; Haliotidae. The record is from RefSeq and is a predicted model, not a curated record. Bases 1160 to 2290 code for a protein of 376 amino acids. Gene Ontology annotation, biological process: hexose biosynthetic process. The transcript has 8 exons.
GCGAAGGAUGACUUUUGAUCCUUGCCGCUUCCUGCUGAACGGGAGGAACGCGAUGAGAUGACACUAUGUCAGUAGAAUCCCCUCGGAUAUACGAUAGUGAAAGAAACAGCUGGGAGCUCCCCCCGUAACGCUGAGAUAAGGUUCAUUGAAGAGGAGACUCGCUACCAAGUAGCUACGGCCUGUCAGAUAAAGCAGAUAACUCGGAGUGGAAGGGCUCAAUAGCUGAUACAAGCGUCAGUUUGCUAACGUGAUGGAUGUAUAAACAUUCCUAAUAGCCGCCUGGACUGUGUUUGGACAGAUAUGUAGAAAAGUAGGGCCAACAUUACAUCUGUGGGCAACAGAAGCGAUCGAGACAGAUAGCAGACGACCAUUUGAGACACGAGCAGACGAUAUCAUACUGGUAGUCUUUCUGGUAUAACGUUUCACAGUGAGUUGACUGAAACAACGCCAGGAUAUACGUGUUGUGCUUGAAGCCACACCGGAGUCAGUAACGCUGAUGCUGUGCAGAUGAUGUGGGUGCAUACAUGUGCAGGUGGUGCGAUGUAACGCGCAGUGCUGUUUCAACGAGGUGCAGACUCCCAACUCCAGAAGGAUACUCGGCUGCAUCUUCCCCUGUUGCCUGACCGACUGGACAAGUUCUUGUACCCAAACAGGGUGCUAGACGAUUGUUCGGAUGUUGUGUGCGCUGUGCCGGUGGUUGUUUUCGUCAGCUGACAAUGGUUCUAGGGUGGCAAAAUAUUACGGAACGACCAUACCACAAGCACCCCUCAGCAGUCCCCAAGAGAGACGCACGAUGCAUCUACGCGGUGUGUCUUGCUGCAAGCAUCAUCUCCAUCUUCAUCCUGGCCUAUGUGACGUCAUACAAGAUCAACAACGGCCAUUUUGUAAGACAUUAUCAACUCGGCGGCGUGCAGUCUGCUCGCAGUGGAAAUGGAACAGACGAAAGUACCAUGCAAAUUGUGGGUUUUGUUAAUAAAAAUGGUGACCAUAUACGAUUAGACUCGAUAAUGGGAUACUCCCCAAAGGUGUUCUCGAACUCCGGUGGAAGAAAAAUGGCAGUGACACUAAGCCUGUCGGUCCCACGGCCUCGGGGGUCGGUUUUGGGGGCCGGGCCAAGUUGAAUUGUGAACCUGGGAAUCAUACGUCGGACAUACUCAGCAUGGCACCCUACAAGUUUCUUCCAAAUUUUAAGAAUCCAUGUUGGUAUGAACCGAUGGUGAAACCAGAUGUGUACAAGACCAACCAGUUUAAACAAUUUUCAAAGUAUUGCCGUAACUUAUUCAAAGACUUAACAGAGGAAUGGCGGAAGAAAAUGGAACAGGAUGCCCAGCCUCGGAGACUUCGAUGUCUCCCGUACUUUUUUAUUGCCGGGCAACCCAAGUGUGGCAGCACGGACCUGUACUUUAAGCUGAUGUCACAUCCGGACGUGGUGUCCCCGCCAAUGAAGGAGUCUCAUUGGUGGGCUAAAAAUAGAUUUGUUGUAUACGCAACUUCAGGUUGGAGACUUAACUUCACGUCCACGAUACCAAUCAGUGACUACAUCGAUUUGUACGACAAGGCGGCGUUAUUCAUGGAACACGUCAACGACCCCAACACAUCAGAGGAACAGGAGGGGUACCACCAGUUGAUUACAGGUGACGCUAGUGUGUCCACGCUAUGGUUCAAUGACUACUGGUGGCAGCUGCCGGAGAACUGCGGGUCUGUGGAACCCAAGUACACGAACGCCCACUACAUCCGCUACCUUCUACCCAAGGCCAAGAUCAUCGUAAUACUGAGGGACCCGACUGAGAGACUAUACUCGGAUUACCUUUAUUUCCAAAAACACCGGAAGUCACCGGACGAUUUCCACCGAGAAGUAUUGAUGGCCAUCAGCUCCCAUGAAAGAUGUGUGAACAAAACUACACUGCGGUCGUGUAUCAAUAACAGAACGAUCGCCAACACUGCCAGGGUGCGGCUACGUAUAGGGAUGUACUAUGCAUACAUACAGGAGUGGCUGCGGGUGUUCCCUCGACACCAACUCCACAUCGUCAGACUCGAAGACUACGCCGACGAACCCAUGGACAUCCUCAAAGGCAUCUUCAAGUUUCUCACGCUCAGAGCGCUGACGUCGGACGAAGAAGAGUCUAUAUUCCGGAAGCCUAUCGUAGCUAACGCUCGGAGAUCCAAGGAUAAAGACCUCGGUGUGAUGCGAGAAGAUACAAGGGAAAUCCUCAACAAUUUCUACAUGCCCUUCAACCAAAAACUCUCCAUCCUCCUUCACGACCCCAAGUACCUAUGGACUCCUCAGUAGCCAGUGUCUUCAGUUCUUCAUCCUCCUUCACGACCCCCAGUACCUGGGGACGCCUCAAUAGCCAGUGUCUUCAGUUCUCCAUCCUCCUUCACGACCCCAAGUACCUAUGGACUCCUCAGUAGCCAGUGUCUUCAGUUCUCCAUCCUCCUUCACGACCCCAAGUACCUAUGGACUCUUCAAUAGCCAGUGUCUUCAAUAGCCAGUGUCAAGGGAAAUCCUCAACAAUUUCUACAUGCCCUUCAACCAAAACUCUCAAUCCUUCUUCACGACCCCAAGUACCUAUGGACUCCUCAAUAGCCAGUGUCUUCAUUUCUUUAUUCUCCUUCACGACCCCAAGUACCUAUGGACUCCUCAGUAGCCAGUGUCUUCAGUUCUCCAUCCUCCUUCACGACCCCAAGUACCUAUGGACUCUUCAAUAGCCAGUGUCUUCAAUAGCCAGUGUCAAGGGAAAUCCUCAACAAUUUCUACAUGCCCUUCAACCAAAACUCUCAAUCCUUCUUCACGACCCCAAGUACCUAUGGACUCCUUAAUAGCCAGUGUCUUCAGUUCUCCAUCCAGUGUGUCCACGGCGCCAGUGACCUCUAGCAUGUCCACAAACCUGUGGUCAGGCAGAGGUUUGACCAUUUGACCCAAGCCAACGUUUUCUGACCAGAUACGCUUUGGUCCUCGAAUUUAUGGCAUGUAGAACAAAAGAGCAACGUUCUGGUACUUUACGUUUGUUCCCCACCGCAACCCAAUCCAUAUAGUAAAACCCCAUUACUUCAGACCCCGUCAAUCGCGGACACCCAUUUUUCCUUGCAAAAUAUUUAUUUGAUAUUGAGGACAUUCCCUGUACUAUUACUUCGUAAAUGAAAAAUGUUUCAACCCAAACCUUUUCGUUGGUUUCCUGAAAGCUACACUGUCUGGAUUAAAGAGGUUACUGAAUCAUUGAUGAAACAUAAUGAUUUUUUUCUUUUCCACAAAACGUCCAAGGAUAAGGAUAGAGCAUAACUUGUAUUGUUUUUAUCAAACCAUCACUGAAUAUCAGAACAGUUGUUAUUUAGGAUACCAAUAGCCAAAUAGCUGGAUGCGGAGAGAUGAAAGGGACCAUGCAUUGUUGAUGAUAUUCCAGUCGGGCGUCAGAGGACGUUAUGUAGGACUUCAACUCUCACUGGUAACUCCAAGCGCGGGAUUGUUUGGCAGUAAUAUUUAUGAAUCUCAUGGACGUUGGAUAACAUGUGCACAUAAUCAAAGGAAACGUAUUGCUUUAUGACAAUGUUCCAAGAGCAAACCAAAACGACCCGAUUCCAGAGAUUUGGCAUGCGUCAAAGGAUUUUACGUCCGUGUGGAUGAAUCACUGACGUCAUUGGGGACGCUGUUGAAAGGGAGAUAACUUGCAAACUAAGUGCGCAUUGAAAGUGGCUAUUGUGCCUAGUGGGCCGUGUACUCCCUCGUCGCUUCAAAGACAUUUAUUCUGUUCUUAACAUGGGCACAAGGUGGGACGUCUUCUUAAUGUAUCUGGAACAUUUUGAGAAAUGUCGGAAGCCACACUCACGGCUUAUUAAGAAUGUAUAUGUUAUAUCCUGUGCAAUUGAAUAGGCUCUGUAUGAUAUAAUGGUCAUCUACUGUCGAAAUAUUAUUUCAACAAACACAAGUGCUACUUUGAUAUAACAUCAUUUUCUAUUGAUUAGAUUUGAAGCCUUGUAAUUGAACCAUGAUUAUAGUCCUGUGUGAUGACGCCACAGCCGAUAGUCCUGAUGAAGUUCCAGUUUAAAACACGCAUGAUGACGUCACAGCUGAUGGUACCAAGGAACUUCUAGUUCACACGCGUAGAACGUAGAACGUGUGUGUUUAUUGAACUUGACACAAUGGUUGUUAUGAAUGUAGAACAGCGACAAUACAGAUUUCUUCCAAUGAAGACCCAAGUACCAUUUCCUCGUUAGACCAUAUCUCCAUACUGUGGAUAUGUCGUAUGAUAUUUGUACAUUAAUCUUGUUAUGGGCUAUUCUAGUAUGACAAACAGCCCAGGAGGAGAAUGUGAUAUUGGAAUCAUUACCAGAAGAGAAUUAUCAUUCUGAUUGUAUCAGUUGAAGGUAUUAUCCAUAGUAAGGGCCGGCCAUCUUUGGAUGGUAGCCCAUUUACAGCAUGGUUGCAACUGGUUGACCGUUACACGUGAUCGCUCUGUUUUUAGAGCAUAUUGUAUACCAAUAACUGCUGAAAAUGCUCAAAUUGCAAUAUUUGUUCUGCUCUGCUGCUGGUCCUUUGUAAAAAGGGUUACCAUUGAUGUUGUAUAUUUCAGAGGUUACACUCGUCGUCAAUGCUAUAUUCGGCCUUAUGUUCCCCAAUCACCUGUGACUGCUGACGGCCGAUGAUGGCAUUGCAUAGUGUUUGUUUCUAGUCAGGAAAUGGAGCCCAAUCUGCGUCAACCGUAACUCCAUGAUUCGCAUUUCAGUAAAACUAUACUAUUAACCGCAGUUCUUCAUUGACUCAUUACGGACCAAUCAAAUUUCAACAUAGUGGAACAUUCGUCACCACUCGCCCCUUUCCGUAACCUCCAAGCGGUAUUCGGCUAGUCCCGGAAUAACACGAGUUGGUCACGGAAUAUAAUUGAAAGAAAAUAGGUAAGGGAGGUAACUCGCAAUACCAAGACUGGGCAUGAAGAUAUCCUUUCCACGAAAAAAGACGUAUGAGGGUUUGUUUUAAUUUCUUGCAAUCUUGAUGACAGGUGCCAUGGUAUAGAUACUGCCAAGUUUAGAUUGUAAAUCGCAAUCUUGGCACGGAAGACCUUGUAGCGUAGCCAAAUUGGCAAAUGGCAAUCAAGGGCGGGUAAUUUCUGACUUUAAGAACAAACGGAUUGUAUCCAGGAUUUAGCACAGGGAUGCCGAAAUGCAAUCCCAGGAGAUAUACCGAAUGUCCUACUCGGUGCUUGAAGUCAUCGCAAAUCCUUUCUGGUACUGAAACUAUCUGUAGAUGGAAGAAGGGCUAUGAUAAGUUUUACAUGAGAACCAUUUUCUUCUGUACGGUGUAACAUCAGGUUUGAUAGGUUAACGCAAAACAGUCGUAUUCACAGGGGAUGGGGUACAAUGGUGCAUACAAAUCCGUGAUGACGAUACGGCCAAUUAUGCUUGUAUAUUACCCUUACAGUCAUUGUUUAUUGCGGAUCUUCGUGAAUACGAACGGUUCGGUUUCCAGUAAAAUACAUGUACAAUUGUCGUUUUGUGUACGACAUAGAGGCACAAGGUAUACUUGAAUUUGUGGUUUCAUUAUGUUCAUUGACGUCACCUGGGUCACAACAAACAUAUCGCUUGUUGGUCGGAAUUUAGCGUUAAAACGACAAUUGCCGCUAGAAAUAUAACAUAUACAUAGCCUUUGAGUGACAUGUUUGUGAUCCCAGUGACUGGGUCUAUCCAAGAAGUGCGGAUGCACAGACAUUGAGGAUAAAUGUGUGUGAUUACUAUAGGAGGUCUUUUCCGAAGUUAGGUAUUUGGGUAGCUGAAAACUGAAAUUUCUUUCUUUAACGAAAUUUAAUUCUUAAAAGUAGAGUUACAUUUCCGACGAACUGCAAUCGAUUUGUUGUGCCUUUGUGGUAUUUUUAAUUCAUCUUUGCAAAUUUGAACGCCAUCACCAUUUCUUGAAAAACAUAUUUAAUCAUAUAUUAUUGAAUAUUUACAGUUUUAUUUUCAGAAAUGUAUUUUUGACGAUGGGUAUUGUUCAUGUUGCAUGUAUGAAGGAUGUCUGGUCUUUGACUGCAAGUUUUGAAAUAAAUCUGUUAGCGGUAUACAAAUCCGUCCUAAAUAAUUUUAUGACUGAAAUUACUUUCAUACUCUUAGCCUUUCACUUCGAAGAGCGUCGUUUGGUUUGAGUGACUUUCAUUUGUCUACUACAUUUGGUUUAUCAGAGUCAGGGUAUUUACUUAAUCAUGUAUUUUAAUUCUUCUAUGAAAAUGCUUCAUUUUAUGUUUUUAUGACAGCAAAUCAAUCCUCACGUGUUAACUUAAGCACAGAGAUGAUUCUAUAAUAUGAAGUUUUAUGCUCAUUUGUUAAAAAGCCGACUAAGGUAUAAACGCAAUGCGAUGCUGGUGUUUACGUCCAUAGUGACAACGGCUGUAAUCAGUCAAAGGAACCUGUAAACCGAAAGCCAUUCGUCUAUUUUCGUGGCCUACAUUCGGCUCUACACGGAACGACACGAAGGUUGACGAGUGAAUAAUUGUUAAAGGCACCAUAUCACACCACACUUCUCUAAACUUAAAUAAUACAUUUCGCAUUCGCCUCGAAGUUUCAAUUAACGAUUUCAGCGAAGUCGUAAGGGAUAGUAAGUCUUUUAUUGCAUCAAUAGGAAACUAAAGGGAGUGCAAAUGCCCCAAUAUAUAAAACAUAGGCCAGAAUAGUGUCGAAAAUGUGUGACAUUGUGCCCUUAAGCUCCGUUGCAUUGCGUUUAUGCUUUACGUCGCUUUCCACAACGUGGCGCUUUUAUGUUAUGAAGCUAUGAUCUCUGCCUUCAGCAUGUUGCCUCUAGUCAUGUAACCAUGUACCAUUAAAACUGGUUAACAGAUUUA